Molecule: messenger RNA, 6857 nt
Organism: Carlito syrichta (Philippine tarsier)
Lineage: Eukaryota; Metazoa; Chordata; Mammalia; Primates; Tarsiidae
Gene: DNM3
Product: dynamin 3
Exons: 18
Coding region: 79-2043 (654 amino acids)
Cellular component (GO): microtubule; membrane; cytoplasm
Molecular function (GO): GTPase activity; GTP binding; microtubule binding
Source: RefSeq, a predicted model, not a curated record
AAGAAGAAGAAACAUUAUUCAUGAGAAAGACUUUUAAAAAGUCUGAGGACCAUUGGAGUCAUCACCAAAUUGGAUCUUAUGGAUGAAGGAACGGACGCCAGGGAUGUUCUAGAGAACAAGCUACUGCCUCUUCGCAGGGGUUACGUGGGGGUGGUAAACAGAAGCCAGAAGGACAUAGAUGGGAAGAAGGACAUCAAAGCAGCCAUGUUGGCAGAAAGGAAAUUUUUCCUUUCCCACCCAGCUUAUAGACACAUUGCUGACCGAAUGGGGACUCCACACCUGCAGAAGGUCCUUAAUCAGCAACUUACCAACCACAUUCGAGAUACCCUGCCAAACUUCAGGAACAAGUUACAGGGACAGUUGCUCUCCAUAGAACAUGAAGUAGAAGCCUACAAAAACUUCAAACCAGAAGACCCCACCAGGAAGACCAAAGCAUUGCUACAAAUGGUUCAGCAAUUUGCGGUGGACUUUGAGAAGAGAAUUGAAGGAUCAGGAGAUCAAGUAGACACUCUGGAACUCUCAGGUGGUGCUAAAAUCAAUCGUAUUUUCCAUGAACGCUUCCCUUUUGAGAUAGUAAAGAUGGAGUUCAAUGAGAAAGAAUUGCGAAGAGAAAUAAGCUAUGCAAUCAAAAACAUACAUGGUAUCAGGACAGGGUUGUUUACUCCAGACAUGGCAUUUGAAGCAAUAGUGAAGAAACAGAUUGUGAAGCUGAAGGGGCCUUCCUUGAAGAGUGUAGAUCUGGUAAUACAAGAAUUAAUCAACACUGUCAAGAAAUGUACCAAAAAACUGGCAAACUUCCCCAGACUCUGUGAGGAAACAGAGAGGAUUGUUGCUAACCACAUUCGUGAGCGAGAAGGGAAGACGAAGGACCAGGUUCUGCUGUUGAUUGACAUCCAGGUCUCCUACAUCAACACCAACCAUGAGGACUUCAUUGGCUUUGCAAAUGCUCAGCAGAGGAGCAGUCAGGUUCACAAGAAGACCACGAUUGGAAACCAGGUGAUUCGCAAGGGGUGGCUGACCAUCAGCAACAUUGGCAUCAUGAAAGGGGGCUCCAAGGGAUACUGGUUUGUCCUUACUGCGGAAAGCUUGUCCUGGUAUAAAGAUGAUGAGGAGAAAGAAAAGAAGUACAUGCUUCCCUUGGACAACCUGAAGGUUCGGGAUGUGGAGAAAAGCUUUAUGUCUAGCAAGCACAUCUUUGCCCUCUUUAACACAGAGCAAAGGAAUGUGUACAAAGACUAUCGCUUCCUUGAGCUGGCGUGUGAUUCGCAGGAGGAUGUGGACAGCUGGAAGGCAUCUCUACUGAGAGCUGGAGUCUAUCCUGACAAAUCUUUAGGGAACAACAAAACUGAAAAUGACGAGAAUGGCCAAGCAGAAAACUUUUCCAUGGACCCGCAAUUGGAGAGGCAAGUGGAGACCAUUCGCAACCUCGUAGAUUCCUACAUGUCUAUUAUCAACAAAUGUAUCCGAGACCUAAUUCCAAAAACGAUAAUGCAUCUUAUGAUCAAUAACGUUAAGGAGUUCAUAAACUCAGAGCUCCUAGCCCAGCUCUAUUCUUCCGAGGACCAAAAUACUCUGAUGGAGGAAUCUGCUGAGCAGGCUCAGCGCCGAGAUGAGAUGCUUCGAAUGUACCAGGCCCUUAAAGAGGCCCUUGUGAUCAUCGGGGACAUCAACACGGCCACCGUGUCCACCCCUGCCCCGCCUCCAGUGGACGACUCCUGGAUCCAGCACUCUCGCAGGUCGCCUCCCCCGAGCCCCACGGCCCAAAGGAGGCCCACGCUGAGCGCCCCCCUCGCCAGGCCCACAUCCGGCCGGGGACCGGCCCCCGCCAUCCCUCCUCCGGGCCCCCACGCCGGGGCGCCCCCAGUGCCCUUCCGUCCGGGCCCGCUGCCGCCUUUUCCCAGCAGCAGCGACGCCUUCGGGGCCCCUCCGCAGGUGCCGUCGCGGCCCGCCAGGGCCCCGCCCAGCGUCCCCAGCCGGAGACCACCCCCAUCACCAACUCGUCCCACUAUAAUCCGUCCACUAGAAUCCUCCCUGUUAGACUAAAUGAAGUGUCUGGCAUGGCUAUUAACCACUAAUGAAUUACGUGAACGCAACAUAUUUGAUAACCGUUGCAGUAAACCAUGAGUAGUCGCAUGUGUGGACAUCAGUAGGCAAGUAACCAGUUUUACUAAUGCAGUCAUCACUUAUCUUCAUUGCUCAAGGUAUGGCAAACCUUUGGGGUUUGACUCUUGAAAAUUACUGAUGCAUGGAGGCUUUAUGUCAUACUGACUGAAGGAGGUUUGCAUAGCAGCUCUGAUUCGGAGACCAUUUGCCUACCCUGGCAUAUAUUUGAGAUUACUUUGGACAAGUUUUCCAGGCUAUCUAUCAGGUAGCUCACUAAAUUCAAUUCUUAACAGGUAUGAGCUAGUGGGCUUAGACCUAAGCCAUACUUACUUCUUUUCCCAUGUUCUGUUUAGGAUGACAGUAAUUCUGUUGUCUGUUAUUAAUGCUACCACCUACCCCAGAAUUACAUAUUUAGCUCCUCUUUCCUUCCUGUUUGUUUCAUAAGACUGCUAGGAAGUGCUUUAAAAAAAAAAUUAGGAUUCCUUAAGAAUAAAACUUUUCCAGAAGCACAAGGUAGUCUGCAAAGGAAAAGUCUGCAUUGUUUGCUCUAGAGAGCUUCUCCUCAUGCCAUCGUGAUUUGCUUCAUGCUAGAAGCAUAUGCAAUAAUGAAUCAAAGCUUUUGUUAAUAGGUUCAUAAGUUUGAGUAGUUAGUUUCAGAGUUCAAGGAAGAAGCAAAAUAUCACACCUCUAGAAGUGUCCGGAAAAUAUAAUUUUUUAAUUUACUUAUAUAUUCACCUUCUGGUAGGUUACUUGGAAGACUUACAUGGAAAAUGUUUAAUUUUUCUAACUGACCUCGUUUUUGGCAUAGCUAACUGCACUUUGAUACUGACUCCAGUUUUUUAAUUAUUAUUUUGGUGAAAAAAAAUUUCUUUCCAUGCUAAUUUGUAAGUUCCUUGUAUAUGAAUUUAUCCUAUCUUUAAAACAGGCUUAAUGUAACUUCUUGUCCAUUCUAGGCUUUCUUAGUAAAUCUUGAGACUUAUUCUGGGAUAAUUUCAUUUAAAGCAUGGUACCUGAAAUGAAAAGCCCACAGAGGAUGCCGUGGUGAGGACAGAGCUUACACCUUGACAGUUGUACUGCUUCAGAGGCCCUGUCGGCUCACUCCAGAAGAUGGUAUUGAAACAUUGGGGUCUAAAACAGAAUUUAUCAGAGCAGUUUAGCCCAGAAGUUAGUAGUUCAGUCUUGAGGAAAAUAUUUGGACUGUCUAGGACCAGAUGAUUCACAUGUAGGAAACAACCAGAAGCCAACUGGAAUUUUGUCUGCUAACUGUUCCCAGAUAGCAGAGCUAGGAUCCACUGAGCAGGGGUGUCCCAUGACACCAUUUCAUAUUCUACAGAAGUAAAUCAGGUUUCACCAGUGGAAAGGUCUCCCUUUGAAAGUAGCAUACAUGAUUUGUAUGUUAACUUAACUUUAAUUUCCUGUGUCGUUUAUACCCAGAGCAGACACCCAUAAAGUAUCAAGUAAAAGCAUUUAACCAUUAUUAAAAAGAGAACUUGCCUUGUUGCAUGACAUUGUGUUGAACUUACUCUAAAGGCUUACAGCUAGCCUCCCUCCAAAAGUCAGAGAAUACAAGAUUUACAAAAAUGGCACUUCAACUUUUAAAGUUAUAAAUAAUUGUGUUUUUUUUUUUAUUUUAAUCACCAUCCUAAGUCCUCUUUUAUCUUCUUUUCAUUGGGAAAAAAAAUGUAACUCUGUGAAUGGAACCAAUGUGCUGGAUAUAUACUGUAUUUUAAAAAUAGCUAAAUGGAAAACCUUUAAAUAUCCAUAGUAAAACAAAAAUUCGCAGUGAAAUAUUUCAUAGAAUGUCCUCUUUUUAGGAUUCCCUUUGCUUCUUCCUUCGAAUUCUCUAAAAUCGGCAGCUAAUGGAUUAUAUACUUCAGAGUUUGGCUUUGUGCUAAAUGUGGUUUCACAUUUUGCUGUAUUUCAAAAAUUUCCUUCUGUUAAAAGAAAAUAUUGUAGAUAACCACUGGUGUGUUCUUAGGUCAGCACAAACCAUGUCAGUAAUAUUGGAGGGUUUUUCCCAAGUUUCUUUCUACAGAUCUUAGGCGGUGAUAAACAGUGGCAUUUGUCAUCUUUGCCUUUUGCUUUCAGAUUGUAGUCUCACAGUUGCACUGUCCCAGUCAUCUCCCUUUGUGGGUACAUUUUUAUUUUUUCCUCCUAAGUUAUCUUUAAUAGGACCCAGCCUAUCAUGGAAUUUCAGCAGUCACAUUGGAGAAUAUUUUCAGUUUGCUGCAGUACUAGGUAUGUUACUAGUGUGAGUCCCACUUCCCAAAGGUUUUGUAUCCUACUACAAGGAGACGCCAGUGUGAAUGAAGUCUGAAGUUCUAGGGUGUGAGGUGCAGCGUGUGCAUCAGGCCUUCAGAUGGGAAUGUGGCUUCAUGAGCUUUCUGACUUUUCCCAUACCACUUCUAAUCUUUUGUGUAACUUCCUCUUAACUGAUUGCUCUGAUGUUGUCAACACAAUAGAUGUAGCGCUAUCAUAAUUUUAAAAUGCAGUAUUUUUAGGAUUUGGAAAAAUAAACUAUAUAUGUUUAUUUGAUAGGUAAAUCUGUUUAUUGUCACAUGCUAAAUCUUGCAUGCAUAUUGGCUAAUUGGAAUAACAUUUACUCAAUGAUGGAUUAUUGAAAUAGUAUUGCUUUAGAACAGGUAUACUGCAUUUCUAAAAAUCAUCAAUCAAGGUUACUCUUCUGAAUAUUGCUUUUAGCUAUGUUCUAUAACCUAGAAGAGCAGUAGGUUCUGUUUAUUAUCAAGUUUCCUAUUUGUUCAGAUACAAACUCAUUCUAUCCCAAAAUGUUAUAAUGAAACCAGUUCCUGUGAUAUAACUGUAAGCCUUCUGAACUUAGUAUUAAAAAGUAGUCACGUAGAUUAAUUUGGUGACCUUUUAGUAUAGAUGGUAGCCAUAAUUCUCAAAUAUGAAAUGGGACCUAAUACCAGUAUGUGAUAAAUGUUGAUGUUUUCUAUGUACAACACAUUUUCUAUGCAUGUGUCUCUGUGUAUACAGUAUAUACAUAGUAAACUUGUUUCUGUAGGUGCAUAUAUUUUGUGUCCUUUUGAGUAGGUAGAUUUAAAAGCACUUGUUAACAUGCCACAAGCAUGAGUGUGAGUGUAUGUGCAUUGUAUAUAUAUAUGUAUAUGUUUGGGUGUAAAUGCCUAUGUAUACAUGUGCGUAGUAUAUGUGGAGUAUCAAUAUAUUUUUUAAAGUGUGCUGAUACAAGAGAGAGCUUUGGAUAAUCUACUAUAACAUGUGAUAACAGUGAUUCCUGUCUCAUAACAUACAUGAGGUAUACAAAAUUUUCUAACUCCAGAUUGUGGUCAUUCUGAGAGGCACAAAGCUCAUAUGGUAAUGUCCAAAAACAUUUGUAUGUAAAUCCGCAGCACUGCUAUUUAAGAGGGAAUCUUCUUUGACAGUAUUGUUUCAAAAGUGAAAGAUCUAGAGACUUACUUUUAUGAUCUCUAGUUCAAAUUAUGUUAUUUUUGGAUUGCUAAGUGAGCUGAAUUUUAGAAAGCUGAGUUGAUCUACAUAGUCAUUUUUUUUUAACAUGGCAAAUGUGAACAAAAUAGAGGGAUACGGCAAUAUAAUAGCAGCAGUGGAUUUUUCGGAGUAAAUUAGUUAUUUAGUACCUUGAAGGCAGGUCAUCAGCUUUUUUAAGUAAACAUUUUCCAUUUGGCAAAUAGUAUAAUUAUGUGAAAGUGACAAGAAUGUCCUUAGAAUGAAGAAUAAAACCUUGAUAGUAGGUCUCUGAACUCUUGAACUCAAUGAGGUAAGAUAGCGUGUGCAACUAAAGCCAUGAGUUUUGUGUCAUUUAACCUAGAAGACGACUAGCUGUGAGCUCAGAGUUUAAAGUGGAUGAAGCUAGAUGAUUUUGGACAAACAGUUGUUCGUUUACCAGAUCACUCAUUCCUCUCUUAAAAAAAAAAACAAAAAACCCCCAAAAAACUCAAAUGUGUCUUCUAGAUAAUCUCAUUCAUCCUGUCUAGUUGGUAUGCUUAAAAUUAUGUGGUGCUCUGUGUUGAAACUUUGAGAAUAUUUUUGAGGUAUACAUAGUAUACACAUUGCAAUUUGUGUAUGUGUAUGUGUAUACUCAUACAUAUAUCUAUGAGAGAAUGUGUGUAUGUGAGGGCAUGAGAGAGGAAACUCGAGGGAAUCUCCUGUUGGCUGAAGACUUACUCAUACUGGUAUCCUGGCGAGACCUCUCACCUCUCUGCUUGAGGGUUUCACACAUGGCUCAUCUCAAGGCAGUCAUUUUUUUCAGUUUUCACUCUUGGAUUCUUUAAAGUUUGUUCUUUAUGUAAUGUUUUUAAAUUGUGACAAAAUUACUCUAUCUAACCUCUUGCAUUGUCUGCUGCCAAUUUGUUAAAAAACUCUCCCUCUGACCAGGAGCUUCCACCACCAUUACUUGAUCUGUGUCGUGGAUCACAUGCACAGUUUUGUUUUGCUAGCUUGUCUGUUUCUUUCUCUCCCUUUUUUGGAGUCAAAUUUCUCUUUUUCUUUUCUUCUUUUUUUGUUUAAUGAAGAAGGAGUAUACAACAGCAAAAUCUUGUCUUCUCUGUUGAUUCCUUAAUUAAUGUGAGCCAGAAUACUUUCCAUGGUUUUCUUGGCAUGUUCAGGAUUUCUUAAUGCUGAUAUAUGGACUCUGUGAAUGGACUUUAUGAGGCAAAUUCCUAAAGCCUGUAUCAUUCUUGAAGGUCACAUGUACCUAUUGUGAAAAUGUGAAACUGUAUUUCUGAACCUGAAAUAAACUGUAACAUUUGAAGGAC